Messenger RNA from Nymphaea colorata (pocket water lily), 4847 nucleotides. Its product is annotated as leucine-rich repeat receptor protein kinase MSP1-like. Gene Ontology annotation, molecular function: protein binding; ATP binding; protein kinase activity. The transcript is spliced from 5 exons. Lineage: Eukaryota; Viridiplantae; Streptophyta; Magnoliopsida; Nymphaeales; Nymphaeaceae. Gene Ontology annotation, cellular component: plasma membrane. Gene Ontology annotation, biological process: protein phosphorylation. The record is from RefSeq and is a predicted model, not a curated record. The coding region runs from base 719 to 4639 and encodes 1306 amino acids.
UCGGGCUAGCCGACGCUCCUCCCUCUCUCCCCACCGCACGUGCGAAGCGCUGCCUCCUCCGUCCCUCUCUCUCAUGCCAUCGGUGCGUUCAAUGAUCGCUCAGAGCUUCGAGGAACCGUUAAUGGCGGAAAAGAAGGCAGUGUGAAAGAGGUGUUCUGAGCGCGAUGUGUCUACUGCUCUGGCUUGUAUCUCGUGAGUGGUCCCUCUAAUCCGUGUCUCCAAAGUGGCGAAACUCUCUGUGCAGGAUUAAGCGUUGUCUCUUCUACCGGAGGUGGGCUUCCCUUCGGCGUCCGUGCAGAUAUGCGUGUGUGAGGAAUGCAGCCAUCAAUGUGAAGUUUUCAAUGUUCUUGGGCUGGGGUUGCCAUUGUUUUCUUGAUAUUGGAGGGUGAAGCAUUUACUGUUCAUCUAGGAUUUCCGAGGACGAGCGUAAUUGAAAGAAGAUGAGAAGAGGUCUGUGAACUGAAGUUUUCGUGGCUCAUGUUGGAACUCGAGGUCAUAAAUGAGGCUUCUUUGGACAUGGGCACUUAAUAUACGCGAGACUUGCACGCUUUGAGUCUUUUGAAGAUGCGGCUGUUCUUGCUUCUAAAGAGCGUGAUCCUUCUUGGAAUCCUGCGCUGCUGACCGAUCUUUAUGAGAGACGUCGGAGCCUUUUGUACGUUGCUUUUACGGGUUGAUCGUCAAAGAAAACUUUCGGGGAGAUAGAUUAUUGAGAUUCAAGAUGGAGGGGUUCUUCAGAGGAACGCUAGCUAACCUAUUGCUAACCAAUGUUUUCUUUCUCAUGGUGAUCGCCGUCUUAUAUGUUGUCCAUCCUUCCACUUCCACUGUAGAGCCCAGUGCGGAUAUUCAUGCUCUCCUUGAUCUUAGAGAUGCCUUGGCUGGAAGUAAAGAUUCAAUACCAAGUUGGUAUUAUCCCAACUCCUCACCUUGCAAUUGGACCGGGAUAAAGUGCGCUGGUCUAACUGUUGAGUCCGUAGACCUAUCUUCUAUACCUUUGCAGAGUGAAAUUCCUUUUGCUAUCGAGCGUUUCAAGUCUCUCAAAUUUCUUAACCUGAGCAGCUGUGCUCUUAGUGGCAGUAUCCCUGAAACCUUCUGGACCUUGGAGAAGCUCGAGCACUUAGACCUAAGCAGGAACGAACUUUCUGGCACAUUAUCUCCUUCUAUCUCGAGGCUAGCAUUUUUGAAAGAAGUUUCCAUUGGAUUCAAUCAAAUUUCAGGCAGCUUACCUUCCUCAGUUGGUGAAAUGAUGAACCUAACCAAGUUCUCUGUCACCUCCAAUGCGUUCGUUGGAUUUCUGCCCCCUGAACUUGGCAACCUUCCUGCCCUCGAGUACCUUGACGUGAGCUUGAACUCAUUCACUGGUCGAAUUCCAGCAACCUUGGGCAAUUUGACAAGCUUAUUGUUCAUGGACUUAAGCCAGAAUAGUUUCUCUGGGGAGAUCUUCAGUCCAAUCGGCCAACUGAACAAGCUGCUGUCGUUGGACCUCUCUUACAACAUGCUGACCGGGGAGAUACCACCGACGAUCGGUGGACUGAAGGAACUUAAAGUUUUGUAUCUUAGAGCUAACAACCUGGAGAGCCACAUUCCAGCGGAGUUGGGAAAUUUGGUGAAAUUAGAAGUCUUCUUCUGUCAAAACUGCAGAUUGAAGGGCAGGAUUCCGGUGGAGAUUGGAAACUUGAGGAGCUUAACUAGCUUGGACAUAUCUGAAAAUAGUCUCGAAGGAGAGAUUCCUGCGAGCAUUGGAAACCUAAGAAACCUGACCUUUUUGUUGGCGACAAGCGCCGGGCUGAGUGGUCGCCUGCCAGAGGAAUUGGGUAACUGUGAGAAGCUUCAGGCAUUGGAUCUAUCAUUUAAUUUUCUUUCUGGUCAAUUGCCUAAUAACUUGAUGCGCUUGGAGACCUUGGAGACAUUCAUAGUUGAAGGGAACUAUCUCUCUGGGGUAAUACCAUCCUGGAUCUCAAACUGGAAAGCAGCUAAUGCAGUGAGGUUGGGGAAGAACCGCUUGGAGGGAUGUCUGCCAUCCGCUGUGGGGGAAAUGCGCUCAUUGACAACAUUGUCCGUUGAUGCUAACAAUCUUUCCGGUGAAAUACCGAUGGAGAUCUGCAACAUUCGUGGCUUAGACCACCUGUCUCUAUCGCAGAAUCGAUUUAGCGGCAAUAUUACCCACACUUUCCGUCAAUGUUCGAGUCUCACAGACUUGGUAUUGGCAGGAAAUAAUCUGUCUGGUGAGAUUCCGGCUUAUGUCGGGGAGCUACCCCUGGUCACGCUUGAGCUCUCACAGAAUGAGUUUCACGGCAACCUGCCCGAUGGGCUUUGGACUUCCAAGACACUGCUGGAGAUAACCCUUAGCAAUAAUAUGCUUACAGGCGGUAUUUCUCCCGAGAUUGCCAAUGUAGCUUGGCUGGAAAGGCUCAUGCUCGACAACAAUCUCCUUGAAGGACCUAUUCCUAGGGAGAUUGGUGAGCUGAAAAACCUUACAAAUCUUUCUCUUCACGGCAACCGACACAACGGCCAGAUCCCUGAAGAGCUCUUUGACUGCAUCAAUUUGGUGGCCUUGGAUCUAGGAGCAAACAACCUCACAGGUGAGAUAUCGCGAAAAAUAUCUCAGCUCAAGCUUCUGGAUAAUCUUGUAUUGUCCCAUAACCAUCUGUCCGGUGAGAUCCCCGGCGAGAUAUGUUCUGCUUUCCAGAAGGUGCCACUGCCAGACUCCGAGUACACGCAGCACUAUGGUGUGUUAGACCUGUCUUUCAACAACCUGUCCGGCGAAAUUCCCUCAUCAAUUGCUCAAUGUGCAGUGGUGGUUGAGCUGCUGUUACAGGGGAACAAGCUGACAGGAAACAUACCAUCACAGCUAGUUGGACUGCUAAACCUGACCUUGGUCGACCUUUCAUCCAAUUUUCUUUCCGGUCCAAUCCCUCAGUUAUCGAAACUAAGCAGUCUUCAAGGCCUUAUUCUUUCUCAUAACCAUCUGAGUGGACCUAUCCCUGAGGAUCUAGGCUCCAUCUCUAACCUGGUGAAGCUCAACCUCUCUGCCAACCAGCUCACAGGCAGCUUCCCAUCUGCUCUUUCAUCCCUCAAGAGGCUAACUCACAUCGACCUGAGCCGCAAUUUGCUCACUGGACCUCUUUCUUUGGGCGCCUCUGAAUUUGAUUCGCUCUUCUUCCUGAAUGUUAGUGCUAACCAUUUCAGUGGCCCCAUUCCCUCGACCCUUGCCAAUCUUACUUCUCUUGCCGUUCUGGACCUCCAUGGCAACGACAUUGCCGGGAAAUUUCCGUCCUUGCAUUCUGAUCUCACUUCCCUAACUUACCUUGACAUUUCCAACAACCACUUAGAUGAAGUCACAUUCUCUGAUAUCUGCGGCAUUCCUGGUUUAGUUUUCAUAAACUUCUCCGGCAACAACUUCAAGGAGAGCAGCCUCAGCAAUUGCGCCAAUUUAUCAGUAGCCAAGGUCUACUGUGGUGAUCACCUCUGCCGUGCUUCCACAUACUUACCGGACCCAUCUCUGGGCAGGGCUGCCAUCUGCGGCAUUACCAUUGGGUCUACAUUGUGCUUCAUGGGCGUUCUUUUCGCCAUAAUCAAGUGGAAAAUGCUCAAGCAAGAAGAAGCAGCAGCAGCCGCAGCUGCCACACUUGCAAGCCCCUGUAAAGCUAGACUGGCUGCAGUUGAGCCGACUAGCACUGAUCAGUUCAUAGUAAAGAAGAGCCGAGAAGAGCCACCCAGCAUUAACGUGGCGAUGUUUGAGCACCCGCUGCUGCGGCUAACCGUUUCCGACAUCUUAGCGGCAACCAACAACUUCAACAAGACCCACAUCGUGGGGGACGGCGGGUUCGGCACCGUCUACAAAGCGGAGCUGGCAGGGGACCAGGUAGUUGCGAUCAAGCGGCUACAUGGUGGCCGCCACACUGAAGGUGACCGGGAAUUCAUGGCAGAGAUGGAGACAAUAGGCAAAGUGAAGCAUGAAAAUUUGGUCCCAUUGUUAGGAUACUGCGUGUUUGGGGACGAGCGGUUCCUGAUCUACGAAUACAUGCCAAACGGGAGCCUGGAUCUUUGGCUGCGCAACAGGGCCGAUGCGGUGGAGUUGCUUGGCUGGCCCGUGAGGUUCAAGAUCUGCGUGGGGGCUGCAAAAGGCCUCGCUUUUCUGCACCACGGCUUCGUUCCCCACAUCAUACACAGGGACAUGAAGUCUAGUAACAUUCUGCUGGAUGCCGGUUUCGAGCCCAGGGUGGCCGACUUUGGCCUGGCUCGGAUCAUCAGUGCUUAUGAGACUCAUGUCAGCACGGAGCUGGCAGGGACGUUCGGCUACAUCCCGCCUGAGUAUGGGAUGACAAUGCAGGCGACGAUCAAGGGUGACGUGUAUAGCUUUGGGGUGGUGAUGCUGGAGCUGCUCACCGGCCGUGCUCCGAUCGGCCAGGAGGAAGUUGACGGUGGGAACCUGGUCGGGUGGGUGAGAUGUAUGGUGGCUAAGGGCGACGAGGCAUGCGUCCUGGAUCAGUGCGUACUGUCUGAUAGGUGGAAGGCGCAGAUGCUUUGCGUGUUGCGAGUCGCGAGGCUUUGCACGUCUGAUGACCCCAGCAGGAGGCCCAACAUGCUGGGAGUGGUGAAGAUGUUGAAGGAGAUAGAAGAUGGGCCUUACUCGGUGUAGCCUAUAUCAGAUAAUCCCAUGCGAUACGUCCCCGAUACGGCGUGGAGUUGUCGAACUUGAUAUUGCUUUUUCUUGUUGUGUAGUUCCUGUUUUAAGAAAUCACCUAAACGGUUGAUGGGGAUAUGUAUGUGUAGCUUUAUUAAUCUGUCGUUGUAUCGUCGAUAUAGGGACGGACAAUAGCACGGACAUACCUCUGUGUCUUACCCUA